Molecule: messenger RNA, 1650 nt
Organism: Diversispora eburnea
Lineage: Eukaryota; Fungi; Glomeromycota; Glomeromycetes; Diversisporales; Diversisporaceae
Source: the annotation of a GenBank genome assembly
AUGUCCGAUAAUAAUACAUCGCCAACGUCACCAAGCGUAAAUGAAGAAUCAAAUUCUGAAGCUAAAAAACGUUCACACGAAAGCGUUGAAGAUCAUGCCAAAAGGCAGAAAACAGAAGGUUCUACUUCACCAACCACCGUACCCACCCCCAAAUCAACUACGUCCUCGCCGCCCGAGACAUCAACAAAAAAUUCACAUUCUUCGUCUUCUAGCGUAGCGGCGGGAACGUCAACAACGACAAAUUGUCCAACAGCAACAGCGGCAUUUCCUAAAUCCUGGCCUGAUCAAAUGCCAGCAGCUUUACAUUUGAAUGAAACUCAGAAGACAGCCUUAGAAAAAGCUAAAGCUUUCGCAAGGGAGAUGCAAUCAGUGCUACUAAAAUCAGCCGGGAAAGGUAGUUCUCCCCCACCAAUCCCACCUCUUUUUCUAUCAACUAAUCCCGCUUUGGCUUCGGGAAUAGAUCCGCGUUCUUUAUCUGUUUUAUCUCGUAUAUAUGUUGGUUCGAUCAAUUUCGAACUUACUGAACAACAUUUACGUGUAGUAUUCGGUCAAUUUGGUGCAAUAAAAAGUGUUAGCAUGUCUUUAGAUCCCCUUACUGGAAAACAUAAAGGAUUUUGUUUUAUUGAAUUCGAAACGCCGGAAGGUGCAUCUUUAGCCCUCGAAUCGAUGAACGGAGCUGAAUUAGGUGGAAGACAACUUAAAGUUGGAAGGCCUAACAAUUAUACAGCUGCUACCGCCGCUGGUUUAUUACCUCCUCCUAAAACUCGAAUAUAUGUUUCUAAUGUUAACGAAUAUGUAAGCGAAGAUGAUUUAAUGAGUAUCUUUGAAUCAUUCGGAAAAAUUACUCAUUGCGCUUUAAUGCCCGACCUUAUAACGAGAAAACACAAAGGAUAUGGUCAGUCAUUCACGCCAACAUCGUUCUAUGAUGAACAUCCAAUACUUUCGUUGAUAUUGGCGACUACAGCUUGGACGGUUGACAGUGGCAGUGCAAUUUCUGAUGAAUCUUCAGCUAGUACAGCUGUCAGUUCUAUGAACAAUUUCGAAUUGGGCGGUUUAAUUUUACAUGUGGGUAAAGCUGUAAUAGGUGGACCGCUUAGUGAAGGAAUGAAAGCAAUCGACAAGUUACCUCCUUUACCCGCAGGAACAACACCACCACAAACUAUUUCAACAUCUCCUUCUGUGACUGCCGCAGCUGCUGCCGUUAAAGCACAAAAUGCAGCUGCAAAAAUUGCAGCUGAUCUUGCUGCAAGAGGUCAAACUGCAGUUGAAUCAGUUGCGCAAGAGGAAAAUAUGAGUAUUAGUGCUAGUCAACGUUAUUCUAUUAUGCAAAAACUAGCGCGGGCUGAGUCAUCUCCUGUUGUGAUGAUACGUAAUGCUGUUGCACCCGCGGAAGUUGAUGAGGCCCUUCAAGAUGAAUUUCAAGAAGAAUGUAGCAAUUAUGGUAAAGUUAACAAAGUGGCCGUUCAUAUUGAUUCAGAAGAAAUUACUGAAAAUGAACGAGGAUUGGUUAAAGUUUUCGUUCAAUUCGAGGAUGGUUCUGCUGCUGAAAAAGCUAAGGAUAAGUUAGAUGGUCGAUGGUUUGGUGGUCGUCGUAUAAGUGCGACUUUGUUUGAUCUUAAGAAAUUUCAGACAGGCGAUUACUCUAAUUGA